Messenger RNA from Psylliodes chrysocephalus, 1383 nucleotides. Lineage: Eukaryota; Metazoa; Arthropoda; Insecta; Coleoptera; Chrysomelidae. The record is from the annotation of a GenBank genome assembly.
UUCCCAGUCUAUUUUUCAUAGAAGGUCUUUGAAAUAAAAAAAAGAAACAGUUCAACAGAAAGAAGAAGAAAAAAGGAGAGGUUAUUUUUUUAAACAUGGCGGAUCACGUCAUGGAGUCGGAUGAUAAUAAACAAACGAUUUCAAAAAGUGGUAAUAAACAAUGGGUAAAGUUAAAUGUUGGUGGAACAUAUUUUUUAACAACAAAAACAACUUUGGCAAGGGACCCAAACUCAUUUUUGUACAGACUGAUCCAAGAAGAUAGUGAUCUAAUUUCAGAUAAAGAUGAAACUGGUGCUUAUUUAAUAGACCGGGAUCCAAAUUAUUUUUCACCAGUUCUAAAUUAUCUUAGGCAUGGGAAGUUGGUGAUUAAUAAAGGCUUGGCUGAGGAAGGAGUGCUCGAAGAGGCAGAAUUUUAUAAUAUUGCAGAACUAAUCACUUUAAUUAAAAGGAGGAUAGUGCAUAGGGAGGGUAAACCUAGUAAAGAUGGCAAAAAGCAUGUUUAUAGAGUUCUACAAUGCCAUGAGGAUGAACUUACUCAGAUGGUGUCUACCAUGUCAGAUGGUUGGAAAUUUGAGCAGUUAAUAAAUAUUGGCUCUCAGUACAAUUAUAAUGCGGAUGAACAUGCCGAAUUUUUGUGUGUAGUAAGCAGAGAAUGUGGAAUACGAGAUUGCCCUGAAAUUAAAAGUGAUAGAGAAGAUAGGGCUAAGGUUCUACAACAGAAAGGUUCUAGAAUGUAGUUUGUAAUGUGUUAGAUUGAAGGGAGGUUGUUUUUAACCUAGACGUCUCUAAGACUGUCGUAUUUUACAAAAUUCAUGUAUGCAAAAUCUAAAUAUUGGGAUUUAACUGCUCCUUGAAUACAAAUAUAAGACAGAAACAAAUAUUAAAAUAGCAAUAUUUCUAGUUCGCCUAGUUUUUCUGUAAACUUUCACACCACCUCUCUCUAACGUCAAUUAUAUAUUUUCAAUAAUUCCUAUUUAUUUCAAUAAUUCCUAUUAUUUUUUAUUUUUGUAAAAUAUCUUUUUUUUAACCCAUUUUAGAGUUUGUACGUUUGCGAAAAAUAUAAAUACAGGAUGGUUAAUUAAAAAUACUGUCAACUGCUCCAUAUUAUUUCCAAAAAUAUGGCACCUAUUAAAAAUCAGUAUAGAAAAUGUUGCAGAAAUAAAAUUAUUAAUCUAGUAGAAACCAUGACAAUGUACUAAAGCCUUUUGUGAUAUUAUAAAAAUACUGUCUUCAUAUUCAGAUAUUAACACUAUAUUAUUUUCUGUAUCGGUGACAAAAUAUUGUAAUUAAUUUUCUAGCAACUAGCUCUGAACUAUAAUAAAAUUUUAUGUAAAAUAUGACAGUUUAAUAUUUUUUUCUUAUUUUUUUCCUACUCUGUAUCUG